ACAGAGGGCAGGAAGGAAGCGAGAAGGGGGAUUUCCCCCCCCCCCAUCUUUAAUCUGUAUCUUCUCCCAGCCGGAUGGAGGCAGCGUAGCUCGAUCCAUGCCCAGCUCCCUGUCCCGGCCCCGGGAGAGGGAACCGAGCCCGCUGGCUCCUUGUCCCGCCGGCGAGGGCAGAGCUGCGCCCGCCGAGACGUCACCCCGCAUGAGGCUGCCUCCCACCAUGGCCCCCCUCGGAGAGGAGACGCCCCUGAUCGGAAACAGGUCCUGCAGCCUGUCCUCCAUGGAGUCGGGGACCCUCCAGGUCUACCUGUACCACCCGGCCAACACCCCGCGAUCGGACCCCGACUUGGGCGGCGUCCUGACUUUCACGUAUGGCGAGUACUUGGCAGAGGAGCUCUGUGUGGCGGCAGCCAAGGCCUGCGGGAUCCUGCCCGUUUGCCACUCCCUCUUCGCCCUGGCAACGGAAGAUCUGAAAUGCUGGUUCCCGCCCAACCACCUCUUCACGGUGGACAGUUCGAGCUGCCAAGUCGUCGUCUACAGAAUCAGGUGCUUGCGAACUCCCUGCCCCAGUCGCUGAGC
Messenger RNA from Trachemys scripta elegans, 576 nucleotides. RefSeq names its product Janus kinase 3 (gene JAK3). Gene Ontology annotation, cellular component: cytosol; cytoskeleton. The coding region runs from base 98 to 574 and encodes 158 amino acids. Gene Ontology annotation, molecular function: cytokine receptor binding; non-membrane spanning protein tyrosine kinase activity. The record is from RefSeq and is a predicted model, not a curated record. Lineage: Eukaryota; Metazoa; Chordata; Testudines; Emydidae. Gene Ontology annotation, biological process: cell differentiation; peptidyl-tyrosine phosphorylation; cell surface receptor signaling pathway via JAK-STAT. The transcript is spliced from 3 exons.